AUGCCACCACGUAAGCAACAACGCAAAAGAGCGGCAACAACAACGGGUGGUCCGUCUUCACGUCGUAGUCGUCGUGCUUCAACCCUCAACACCACCAUAGCGACACAGAAUGCUGCCCCAGCAGUUGAUUUACCGCCAUUGGCCACACCACAAACAUCAACUCCUCCUGCUCCGUCCUCAGGGAAUGUUCUGUCGCCCGAGAUCCUUCAGACUCUGGUGUCAACCGUGGCUGCUGAAGUGACCAGGCAAAUGGCUACGAUUCUUCCAGCCCAAGUUUCCAGUCCAGUGCCAACUCCAGCAGUACCUGCUGUACCUGUGAUGGCUACCGAACCGACACAGAGUCUGACAUCGUCAUCCAAUGCAGCGGAAGUCAAUAAUUUGGUAACGGGGGCAAUAGCUGCAGCACAUGUUGGCAUCUUGGGUGAGCCACAGUUAUUGCUUACUAUAAUAUCUUCUAGUACUGCGAGUUCUGUCGAACCUGCUAAAUUGUUUCACUCAGCCGGUUUGGCUAUUGACUCGCGGGUUUCGGCAAAACUCAAGGGUAAAAUAUGGGAUGAGGAGUUUAUCGAUUUUGGUAGCUUGUUGAGUAAUUCCGCCGAUGGCAAUGAUAAGUAUCAACUUUCAUUUUUGAGUUCUAACGGUGGUCUACCUGCCUCUUUUUGUCUGGAACCUGCGGCCAAGCCUAAGAAAAUCCUAAAUAUUGAAGCUUGGCUUCAGGCUUUUCACGUAUUUGUGGGCGUUUACACUCAAAGAUACCCAGUUGAGGCCCCCGCCUUAAUGAAAUAUGGGUGGACUAUUCAGGACUUGGUGGCUCACGGUCUGAAUUGGCACUUUUACGACAAGAAUUUUCGUUUUUUUAAGACAAACUCAACGUACUCUUGUUCCGUGGGGCUUGAUUCACGGGGAACUGUGGUUGCGUUCACAGUAUUCUAUGACUAGAAAGUCAUCAGGGCCCCAAGUGGGUCAGAAUAAUUUUGCUCCUAAGCCCCGGUCACCUAAUACUGCUGUGCCUUGGGGUUAUUGUUUUAAAUUUCACCGUGGUCAAUCGUGUACGGGCUGUGCAUUUAAACACUUGUGUUUUAAAUGCCAGGGUAAUCACUGUGUCAGCCAGUGUGGUAAUAAUUUUCGUAGCUUUAACGGAAAAUCACCCGCCAAUACCGACCGCUCCGCCAAGUCAAGUACUAUCAACGCCGGUAAAAAUUCAGCCUCUAAUUGAACUUUUGUCAGGUUGCGAGCCAUCGAUUAUAAAUACUUUAAUUUCUGGUUUUUGGUUUGGGUUUCCUCUGCACUAUCAGGGCGAAAUCAAAUCUAUAGAGUAAAAAAAUUUAACUUCAGCUUUACAAUAUCCAAAAAUUGUGGACAUGAAACUAGAAAAAGAAUUGGCUGCCAACAGGUUAGCCAGCCCCUUUUCGUCGCCGCCAUUUAAUUCCUUUUGUGUUUCGCCUCUUGGCCUGGUCCCUAAGAAAACACCCGGCGAAUUUCGUUUAAUCCAUCAUUUAUCCUUCCCUAAAGGUGUAUCGGUUAAUGAUGGGAUACCUUCAGAAAGUACAAGCGUACAUUAUGCUACUGUUUCUGAUGCAAUACGUGUAAUAAAACGCGCUGGGCCAGGUUGUUUCAUAGCGAAAACCGACAUCAAGAACGCUUUUCGAAUCAUGCCAAUACAUUCUGAAGACUAUCGUCUUUUAGGAAUGAAAUGGCGGGGGUUAUAUUAUUUUGACCGUUGCAUGCCAAUGGGAUGCUCCAGUUCAUGCAAAACUUUUGAAAUAUUUAGUACAGCCAUUGAAUGGAUUGCUCAACAAAAAUUCAAUAUCGAUAAACUCCUCCAUCUUUUAGAUGAUUUUCUUUUAAUUGCUGCCACUCAUACCCAAUGCCGGAGCAAUUUGGAUAGAUUUCUAAAUUUAUGCGCCACACUCGGUAUUCCUAUUGCACCAGAGAAAACGUGCGGGCCUGCAAUAACUCUUACAUUUGCUGGUAUUGAGUUAGACUCUAUAAAAUCGCAAGCGCGCUUGCCAGCAGAUAAACUUGCAAAAUGUGUCGACACUAUUGAGUCUUUUCUUAACCGCAAAAAGGUUACCCUAAAAGACCUUCAAUCUUUGAUCGGCUUGUUAAAUUUUGCUUGUUCCGUAAUUGUGCCAGGUCGCGCAUUUUUACGGCAUUUCAUUGACCUUACACAAGGCAUUCAGAACCCGCGACAUUUCAUUCGUUUACGUCAGGCGGUCAAAGAGGAUUUGAAAAUUUGGCAAACAUUCUUAUCUUCUUUCAAUGGCAUUUCAUUUUUCCUGGACAAAACUUGGUGAAUUCCAACAAGCUUAAUUUGUUUACAGACGCUUCAGGUUCGAUUGGCUUUGGGGCCAUAUUUCGCACCGAAUGGUGUUAUGGCAAAUGGCCGGCACAUUGGUUACACCGUAAUAUCGCAUUUCUAGAGUUCUAUCCAAUUGUUCUGAGCCUGUGCUAAUGGGGACACAAAAUGCGCAAUCAGUCUAUUUUACUAUUUACUGACAAUGAAGCUCUGGUUCAUGUCAUCAACAAAAAAUCGUGCCGGGAUAAGACAUUAAUGUGUUUUGUUUGUCAAAUGGUUUUGGUUUGUUUACAAAACAACAUAAUGUUUAAGGCUAAGCAUAUUCCUGGUAUUUAUAACAAACUAGCCGAUUGUUUAUCUCGAUUUCAGGUUACUGCCUUCCAACAAUUAGCACCGGCCAACAUGAACAGUCUUCCCACAGACAUCCCCCUUCAUCUACAACCUCAAAACUGGUGGAUAUAGUAACUCAUUUGACUAAAUCAAGUUUACAGCAAUCAUCUAUUCCUACUUAUACUAGGGCAUAGAAACUAUUUGCUCAAUUUUUCAGACAGCUCGUUUUAGCAUGCCUAUUUCGCCCGCAACAUUGGCGCUUUUUAUAGCGUAUUUAUUUGACCGCAAUUAUGCAUCCUCUACAGUCAACACCUACAUUUGUGCCAUUGGUUAUUCUCACAAAUUGUCCAGUUUACCUGAUCCAACUCGAGUUUUCUACAUCAUUCAAAUGUUAAAAGGCUAUGCAAAAAAUGACAUACGUUUAGACAGUCGCUUGCCGGUGACUUUGCCAAUACUACAAAGUUUGCUUGCUGUGGCUCCUGGUAUUACUGCUUCGUGCUACCAGGUUUGUCAAUUCAAAGCAAUGUGCUCUUUGGCAUUCUUCGCCUUUUUAAGGAUUGGCGAAAUUACUAAGCAAACUAACAACGCAAGUUGUCAACCUUUGCAAAUGUCCUAUGUUUACGACUCGAGCCACAAAGUGGUUGGCAUCAAAUUGACCUUUCUAGAUUUCAAGCACAAUUAUAACCAACGGCCUUUUACGUUACUGGUUUAUCGUCAAACGUCAUGCUGUCCUGUCGCACUACUGCUUGAGUACCUAGCAUUGCGAGGCAUUCAACCAGGUCCAAUAUUUGUAACACAGAAAGGCAUGCCUGUAACUAGAGAGGUUUUUUGCUAAACAGCUGUCUGAAGCAAUACGUUUGUGUGGUCUUAACUCGUCUCGCUACAAGUCUCACAGUUUUCGUAUUGGUGCCGCCACAUGGGCCGUAGAAAGGGGGAUGUCCGAUUCACAAAUUCGCACAAUGGGGCGAUGGAAGUCAAAUGCUUUUCAUAAGUACAUUCGGGUUCCAGUGAUUUCCACUUAAUUUCUUCCUACCGAUCAAAAGGUCUUGAGAUUAAUCUUAGCGCCUGACCGCAAGAUUUGCGGGGGAAAGUCUUGUGGUCAGGCAACAAUGAUAAUCCAGUUAGUGCUUCUGUCAUCAGGUAACCAUUUGCGAUUAGCAAGGGCGGUUGCAUUUUGUCAGUUGUCACUGAGGCAUUAACACUUGGUUAACACUUGUAAUGUAUUGAAAUAAGUAGCUUUCAGGUACCAGUCAGUACCUUGGCAUUUGUAAGUAGUUCAAAUUGUUAUCGUUAUAUAUAUGAACAUUAACAGUUAGCAAGGGCGACUGUUAAAACUUAUACUAUACGUUCGUUUUAUGAGGUUUCUCUAAUGUUAGCUUUUGCACAGGGCAGUCAGCAAGGGCGGCUACCUGUGUCUUAUCAUUUCACCUCUACUUGAUAAAUCGACCUAGUCAAUAUUUAAAACUUACUAUAACGAAGACAGUUUGCAAGGGCGACUGUUCUUUAACCAAAUUUGUGGUUUUGACUUGUUUAGCAUCAGUACGACUAAGUAGAUUAUAGCAAGAGCGCUUUGGGCUUGGUUACAUCAAUGGUAACAGACUUGAGUGUUGCAUUCGCCUGGGGUGGGGCGGCAUCUUCUCCUGUUCGAUGCUUUGGCAUAAUCUUGCCCUCACCUUUACUGGGCAAAACGGUUUCAGAACAUUUUAAUGUAGAUACAUAUCUUAUGUAUUAUAUUUCGAAAGUUAAAAUAAAGCGGCUGGGCCCCAGCCAGAUUAACCCAACAACAAGGUGAAUUAUUUACAGUGUUCUAUUUAGUACACCGCCCAGUAAACGGAGCUCGGGAGAUGCAACACCCAAGCCGAUAAUGCGUGUGUGGGAAGUAAUGUCUUCAUGUAUAAUACAUAGUUUAAGAUCAUUCGUUGAGACGGAAGGCAUAAAAAGCUUUAAUUGUAUUUUGAGUUAGUGUUGGUGUUUAAUUGCUAAGUGUUUGGUGUUUAAUUGCUGCACACAAUUUCAGACAACUUUUUUCAGUUUAAUCCCUUUAACUAUUCAAGCAAAAGUUAAAUUUGUUUCCUAAAAAUCAGCUUUUGCAUGCUAAGCAUGUGAUCAAUAUGCAAAUUAGCUAAAGCCAUUAAUCAAGCGUGUGAAAGGCUGAUUUUUUUAGGAAAAAUGAAUAGUUAAAGGGCUUACACUAAAGCAAAUUGUCUGAAAUUUUGUACAGUAAUUAGAAACCCAACAAAUUUUCCAUUCAUUAACUAAUUGUCAUCCGGUAUUACAUAUUCUGGUAUUACACAUUACAUAUUCCGACUUUGGAGAGGAGAAAAAUGAAAAUAUCUCUGCAAGUACAAAAACCCCCCUUUAAAACGAAAGCCACUGUUGAAAUCCUCAUAAAAUAACCUUUCGAACAGGGGGUGAAAUGCUGUCAUAACAUUACAAACAACCAAAGCAAUCGUAUAUUUACUCACCUUUGGCAAAACAUUUUGUAUUUCAUAUCGAGAAAAACUUGAAUAGAUAUCUUCUAAACUCUUCAGCAUUCGCCCAAGUCAAUAGCAGUGAAAUACUCCUUGUAUUCAAGUGCUUUUAUGUAGAAAGUUUCGCUUGAAUACGAAAAGUAGAAAUCUUUAUUUUGAAUUUUUCAAAAUAUCGGGUUUUUACUUGCACCGCGUGCAACACACUAAAAUUGGCCAUUAAGGAGCACCUGUAGCCCCAUGCACAUGAAAUUCACGCCACAGGGGUACUUUGACCUUUAGAAUCGAUUUCCUACCUUUCCUGAGUGAUGGGAUGUAAACAUCGCAUUGUUUUGGAUAUUUCAACUUGAACUUCCGGUCAAAGCACUCGCAUAAAAUUUAGAUAUUUUGAAAAACCAUAAUAGAAGAUCUGACUCGUCCCCAGUCGUCUUUAAAGGCCUUGGAAAUUAAAACAAAGGCAAAGCAAUCAAAGCUGAAUUAAUAACUUGAGAUAACACGAUUUGCGAGACACACAUGCAGAUGUAGUAAAAAUCACAUGCAGAGUGGGCGCGCAAGGGACAAAGGGAAGGAAGAAACGAGGAAAACGACUGGCAGAUCCUGGAUUCAAGAUGGCCACUAAAACAAUGGCGGAUUUUGAAGAGAAUCAUUAUCUCCAAAAUAGGCCAUUUCAUUGUUUGUAUUUAGACGGAAAACUACCAUGUCCUCACAGAUCAUGUAAAAGUAACUCUGUGAAAUUAUUUUUCGAGGAGAAAGGAAUCGUGCAACAUUUCAGAACCAAACAUAGUGGGAUUGUAUUUUACGAAGAGAAACAACUUCGAGAUGCACACCGUAUAUUUAGAUUUUCUCACGGAGAAAAAACAAAACAGCAUUUGGAAAUCCUUUCCAAACAACGCCAGCUUCAGGUAGGUGACUUAAUAAUAUGUAUUGCUCUUUCAAUCGCUGUGGUUGGGAAAAAUUUACAUGUUUCCAUGCAAAAAUUUACAUGUUUCCUCUAUGUGUAUAUUCACAGUAUUUUCCAUCUCUCAUUUAUUUUAGAGCAAUGACUACGAACGCUUUAGCAUAUCAACACCGUAUGAAGCUUGUCUUGCCAUUGAUUUAGUGGCGGAGUGUCCAAAAGAAUGUGCAAAGCUUGUAGGAAUGUUAUUAAUGCAUUAUGGUCAACUGAGAACGUAUAGCGAAGGAGCGAAGCCAGAAAUACUGGAAGUGACUAAGCCAGGGUUGUGUGUAAAGUUUAACACAUGGUAUUCCAAACGAAAUGUUAGAGAACCUCAUUACGACAGUGGUGGCAGAGGCAAUUUUUGUUAA
Molecule: messenger RNA, 6402 nt
Organism: Paramuricea clavata
Lineage: Eukaryota; Metazoa; Cnidaria; Anthozoa; Malacalcyonacea; Plexauridae
Source: the annotation of a GenBank genome assembly